Molecule: messenger RNA, 6942 nt
Organism: Anguilla anguilla (European eel)
Lineage: Eukaryota; Metazoa; Chordata; Actinopteri; Anguilliformes; Anguillidae
Product: CREB-regulated transcription coactivator 2-like
Exons: 16
Coding region: 38-2470 (810 amino acids)
Biological process (GO): positive regulation of transcription by RNA polymerase II; protein homotetramerization
Cellular component (GO): nucleus; cytoplasm
Molecular function (GO): cAMP response element binding protein binding
Source: RefSeq, a predicted model, not a curated record
CUCCUUCGUAGUCAGAUCACUUCAGUAGCCAGUUAAGAUGUCUGCGGCGGGUGCGGGUGUGGGCGGUGGCGGACCCGGACCCGGUUCGGGCGCUGGUUCCGGGGCUUGUAAUCCGCGCAAGUUUAGCGAGAAGAUAGCUCUGCACACUCAGCGACAAGCAGAAGAGACGGCAGCCUUUCAGGAGGUUAUGAUGGACAUCACCUCGACUCGGAUUCAGGCGCAGAAGGUUCGUCUGUCCCAGAUCCAGGGUCAAUAUUACGGAGGGUCUCUUCCCAACGUCAACCAAAUCGGGAGGAACGCCCCGGACCAGGCCCAGUUCCACAACCCUCUGGAGUCCAGUCGCUCCACCCGGCACCACGGCCUUGUGGAGAGGGUCCACCGGGACAGGAGGUUCACCUCCCCUGUCCGUCCCUACAGGAGACAAACCGACAGCUUGCCCUACAGCUCCACCUACCUGUCUCCGCCCCCUGAUCCCAGCUGGAGGAGGAACUGGCCCAGCAACUUCCCCCUGGACAAACACCAACUGGUCCACCUCCCCAUCACUGCUCUCAACAGGACAAAUUCGGACUCUGCCCUCCACACCAGUGUGAUGAACCCUCUCUCCAGGGACACCCUAUCCAUCCACACACUGAACCCCCAUAACAGGCACAGUGGCUUGGCAGAAGGCGAGGGUCGAAAGAUGUUCCCGUACCCGGUCCCACCCAUCGAGGAGAAUGUUCUGGACGAGGGGAAGGUUCUCAAACCCUGGGACACCAAGAAGUUACCAAUUCUGUCAUCACGACCAAAAUCCUGUGAAGUCCCUGGUAUCAAUAUCUUCCCCUCCCCAGACCAGCCCUCCAGCACACCCCACAUCCCAGCGGCGCUGAACGCGGGGGGGUCCCUGCCAGACCUCACCACCCUGCACUUCCCCUCGCCCCUGCCCACCCCCCUGGACCGGGACGAGCCCCCAUACCCCUCCCUCAGUGGGGGCAGCAGCACCGGCAACCUGGCCAGCACCCUUACCCAGCUGGGCAUCACCUCCAGCAACGCCUUUCACCUGCCAGGUCUGUCGGCGUCUCUGCAGGGAGCGUACUGUAACUCCCUGCUCCAGUCAUCUCUUAGCAACCCCAAUAUCCAAUCGUCCCUCAGCAGCCACUCCUUCCCCAACUCCCUGAGCUCCACCUCCUUGCACUCGUCGCUUAGCAACCCCUCCCUGCAAUCUCCGCUCAGCUCCUGCCCAUCACUGCAGUCAUCGCUCAGCAACCAAUCACUGCAGUCCUCCCUCAGUAACUCCUCCCUCAGUGGCCAGUCCCUCCAAUCGGCCGCCAGCAACCCCAGCUUCAGCAGCGGGGCCGGCGGGUCCGGCUCCUGCUCCUCCGCCUCUUACCCCUCGCUCGCCACUGGCCAGGCGCAGCCGUCACUCACCACGUCACCCAGGCGACGGACCCAGCUCAGCCCCCUGGUCUUGCCCAUUGGUGGAGAGACGCGUCGGCACCACCCUAAGCAGUUCUCCCCCACCAUCUCUCCGACACUCUCCUCUAUAACACAGGGGGUUCCCCUGGACACCAGCAAGCCAGCCUAUCCCUACAGUCAGCCCCAGACGGGUCAUCCGCUAUCCCAUCAGUCCAUGCAGCAGUCUGGCCAACAGCAUCAGCACCAGCACUUGCAGCAUCAACAGCAGCAACAACAUCACCAGCAACAGCAACAGCAACAGAUACUACAGCAACAACAUCACACACAUCAGCAACAGAUACAGCAGCAACAGCAAAUGCAACAGCAGCAACACCAGCAGCAGCUGCAGCAUUCUCAGCGCCCGCGGAUGGAUCUGCAGCUGCAGCUGCAGGGCAUGCAGGACCAGACUGCGCAGACGCAGGAGCAGUGCUCGCUGCAGGAGGAACACCAGCAGAGGGCGCUGGCGCCCACGGGCCAGCUGCAGCCAGAUCUGAGCCUGUACAAUGACCCCUCCAUACUCGGCUCCUUCCUGGAUGACCCCUGCCUUGGCCUGCAGCUCACCCCCAGCCAGAGCCACGCCCUCUCCCAGCAGCUGGAAAAGUUCGACAUGGAGGCUCGAACGCAGGGUCAGUUCUUCAACCAUGGCCAGGGGUCCGAGAGCUUGGCCAGUUUGGGGAAUGCGGGGUCCUAUUCUGGAGACCGGGAGCCUCAGGGGUCCCAACAUUUGGUGGACCCGCAGCUCCUGAACAAGCAGAACCAGAACCAGAACCAGAACCUGAACCAGAGCUAUGGCGGCGAUGGCGGCUGCCCCGGUCUUCCCAACAUCAUCCUGACCGGGGACUCCUCGGCUGGUCUGUCCAAGGAGAUCACCAGUGCCCUGUCGGGGAUGCCGGGGUUCGAGGUGGACCCCUUCGGGCUGGACGACCCUCUGCGGAUGGACCCCCUGGCACUGGAGGGGCUCAGCAUGCUGGCUGAGGGGGACCUGAUGCUCCCCGACCCGGCCGUGGAGGACUCCUUCCGCUCUGACCGCCUCAACUGACUCUUUGGGAGGGGGGCGGGGCCAGUGGGGAGGGGGGCGGGCCAGGAGCCGGAGGGGUGGGCCCUGGAGGAAUCCUUCCGCUCAAAUAACUCUUCUGGAGGAGGUGGGGCCUGGGGACGAAGGGGCAGGAUUGAAGUUCUGACCGCCUUGUUUGCUCGGUCAUGGCUACUCCCAGCAUUUUCUGGAGAUGAAACUUCGGGUCGGAGAAAUGGACAGGCACACCAGUCCACCAGCAGGACCAAAACUCCCUGACUAAACUUUUUUUUUUUUGGAUUCACAACACAAAUCUGAAAAGGUCCUGACCUUCUUAACUAAGUUUACAUAAGUGACUUUGAUGUGUGAUUUGCUUAACGUUGGUAAAGCCUUCUUCUGCCGAUGGUAGGCCACAGAGUGAGAGGCCGUUGCUGGCUGUUUGCGGAAUCCUGCACUGAAAAAAGAUCAGCCAAUCAGAGCUCUCGCUGCGAGCCGUGCGAACAGCUAGGUUGGCAUAUGUAUUGUUCUUUGCCUAAACCGUCAGUUUUCUGAAACUGAAACGCACUGAAGCUGUUUUCUGUCCUCAAAAUAGUUCUUGGGGCGGGGGAAGGUCAGGUUACAUGGUCCAGAGUGGGAGGGGCAACCAAGCUCCCUUCUUGUACCAGGAAGUGCUUUCAGCAGUUCAGAUCUGCACUGUUUGAACGACUCGUCUGUUCAUGUGUUCUGGGAACGAAGCUGCGUUUUUGAAGCUCACUUCCUGGUCUUGUUAAGAGCUGUUGCUCAAUAGCGCCAGUGUGUGGUUGGCUCCAGUAUAGGUGUUUUCAACCACCUGUUUAAAUGGAAAGUCAAUGGUAAUAAUGCAAUCAUUUUUUUCCACAAGAAAAAGUAGUCGCAAUAGGUGUUUUUUCUUUGUAUAAUGUCUCCCCAUAAACCGAACAAUAUAUUUGGACAAUAUUGCUGUAUUUUGGGGACGAAUCAGGAACAGUUGCCUAGUCACUGUAUCUCUCGUGCUUAGUGAACGACUGGACUUCAUGCCCAUGUAAGGACCCCCCCCCCCCCAAUUCCCUACUGGGCAGUCUCUGGCUCCAAUAUCUGGCUUCUAUUAAAACCCCUCCCGAGUGCUUUUUCUGGAUAAACUAGUUGCUGUGGCGCCCAAUUGUGGAACUCUCCCUGCUGUGAGAGGUACACUGUUGGUAACAUUUCCUGUGACAGAUCAUCGUCCCCAGAAACGGGAAUACGCCCCUCCCCUUUGUCGCGGCCCAUGUCGCGCUGAUGGUUUCCAUGGUUUCUGGUUUCCCUGGCGGCAAUUCCAGCUGUCUCCCAAUGGGUGCCUGACAAGAAGUGGUCAUCCUUACUGUCGUGUCGAGACCGCUCCCCCCCCCACCCCACCGAUUCCCUCCCUUUAUGUUGUGCGUCUAAUAACCUUCAAGCUAUGCAAGAAGCCUCCCCCAUCUCAGUACCUUUCUGUUUACUUCAAAUUGUGCAUUUAUGAGAAGCUUUUGUACGUUGCAGAAAGAAGGUAAAUGUUAAAGCUGAAAAAAGUAAUUCCCUUACGGAAAUGGAAUACGCUGACAAUAUAUUGAAAUAAAAUCUAUUUUGAAUCUAUCGUUAACAUUUCAUAACGAUUUGUAUGUAAAAGUAUACAAAUGAUUGCCACUUUCAGAUACUGUAAUAUAUUUAUAUAUAUGUUUAAAUGCACUGCCGUAAUAUCAUUGUAAAUUUUUUAAAGAAUAGCAUAUAUUUACAGUAUAUUGCAAUAUGUUCCAUUUCUGUGAGAGUGGGAGAGCAUUUUAGUUUCUGAUGUGUCAUGCCAGGAAACUUUAAUGAACCACAGAAAUGGGAGGGGCAUGGAUGAGUCAUCGAUUUUGAGCGAUUUCAUUGGAUUUCUGUGUUGUAGAGUCUUGUGAUUGGUUCGUGUGAGUCAUUUCGGUUUCCUGGUUCAGGAGCAGGGGUAAUAAACCUGGGAUAGGAUGUCCGUGCUGUCCCUUUUUUCUAGAAACCAUAGAGGAGCUCUCCACCAAUCACAGAAUAUUUCGUUAACAACAAGUAGAACAAACCCAGCAGUGAUUGGUGGAUUCCCUUUGCUCCCUUUACCCCUGAAGGACUCCCAGAAGUAUAGCCAGAAUGUAUCCACCAAUCGCUGCCAAUGUCAUUGUGUUUCUUCUUACUGACGUACUCCAUGAUUUAUGGAGGGCUCCUCUCUGGUUUCUGUGUGAAAAUGGCAACACCAACUUCCUAUUCCUAGGGGAAAUGUCGUAGCCCCACCCUUGGGCUUAAUGAAGAUUUGCUUUCCCACCUCUGCUAGUAGCGACGAGUGGAUUGUUGUCUGUUAGUGACGCUGACUUAUCACUGCCAUGGUGGCAAUCUCCCUUCCUCAAUCUUUCCUGCCGAUAGCUAUGUACCCUGCGCCCAGUCACCUUAGUGUAGGUUGUGACACAGGGAUGCUCGAGUCUGCCCCAUGGCGGUCCGGUAGUAGUACUGCUGGUUUGCAUUCCUCCCCUCUAAUCAGGGACUGGUUCAGACCUGGGAUGCCGGGUGAGUGGAACCUGGCCAAUCAGUGACCUUAAAUCAAUCAAUCCACCAAUCAGAGAAGCCGGCAGAGUACUCUGUGGCCUUGAGGACAAAAUUUGAGUGUCCCUGACGUAAAAGCAUACUUAUAGUAUAUUUUUAUGCAUCAAAGCAAAAUGUUUUGCUGUAACGAUGAGAAAAAAAGGUUUUUAUUUUUUAACAAAUUUUUGACAAAUAUUAUAUUGUUUCAGGUUGAUUUUGUAAUGUAAUAAAGGAAGAAGAGCCUAAUAGCUUUAGGGCAGCCAAGGUUUUGUGAUCAAAUCCAGCUUCCCUUGGAUGUUUUUUUUUUUGUGUGUGUUUUUUUUAGUCCGCGUCUUUUAAACAGAGCUGAGACUGCGUCAGGCUGCGUCUUCGGCCUUGGACGCGUUGCGGCCACGAGCGCUUCGUGACGUUUGUGUGCCUCCUGGCCCUCUUCAAAUCAACAACACGGCGCGAUAAUGUUCUCCGCUCUGCGCUUCGCAGUUAACGGCGAAAUGAGCAAGCGGUACUAGGCUUUCUGCUUACGCGGCGUUAUGUUCGCCUGCCAUAACGGCGCAACGACAGGAAGUCUGUGAUGUCACUGGGUGACGACCUUCCUGUUAACGUGCGUCUCUCACUCUUGCUAUUGAGAUACAAGGCCAUGCAACUUCAAACUGGCACCUUGUGAAUAAAACAAUUUUGUCGAUCUAGUCUUGUUGUUUGCUAAACAUUACGGCCACUGAUGUGAUUGACAGUUGUUAGUUAUCGCUUCUCGUUUUUUUACACAACUUAUGCUCCCCUGUAUACCUACUGUGUACAUGAAGCGCCCCCUUGUGGAAGACGGACUGAAGUUCUCCUUCAUCAUGUGUUACAGGCCUGUGUGUUCGUGAGCUGGAGGACUGCAAAAUGUUCAUGAGUUCACUCGAAUGAAACUUGUUGAAGUGAGUGCCUGUUAGACAGAGGAGGGUCGCUGAGAUUUCAGGAGCUGUCCAUGAGGUGGAGCUAUUACGCACUUAGGAGUUUCCGCCGGAGAACAGAUAAAAGCCUGGAAGAAGAGUAAGGAUUUUUACUUAGCCGGUCGUCGGUCACGGUGUCAUGUGGGUGCAGAGCUGGACUCUCAGUUUCUGUGGGAAUGUGUCAGAGCCGGUAGAAGGUGCUGGCAAGAUUAGAAAGUGCCGUUUAAUCUUUGUUGGCUAAUCGGGACUAUUUUCUCAUGGCCCGAGGCCACAGGCCUCCAUGUAGAAGCCACAAACCGACGCGGCGUGUUACGCUUUGACCUUUAACCUCUUCACAUUUCCUCAUUCACCAGGAACAAAAAUGACAUAGUCUUUCUGCUUUCCUGCUGUUAAGGUGCAACUUGUAAAUUUGCAAUGAAUCUCAUUUUUACCACAAACGGAAAGCGAGUGUUUAUUUUUUGUCUUAACGAGUCUAGAGUGGAACAAAAACUUAAGUGUUUGCACAUAAAUUUCAGUAGUCUCACUGCAGUAGCAGUUUUUAGUUACUUGUGAAGCUGCUUGAUAGGUUCAUGUCUCUGUGUCACUUAACAACUUUUUUUUUAUUGUGUCCCAAAACAUUUAACAUGCUGUUUUACAGUUGCAGUGUCAGUUCUGUCCUCUCCGGAUAGGGGGCACUGUUAGUGCACCAUAGAUUUUUAUUCAGACUAGAUAUUGUGUAAAAAGGCCAUAUUUUUAUUGAUUUUUGUUAUUACAUUUGUUGCGAUUAUUAUUACUGUUAUUUUCACUAUUUGUGUUUUACAUGUACUUGUUUGUUUGGUCGCUUUCUUGUAGAGGUAACAACCGAAAUGGAAACUUUUUCCUUGUGUAAAAAAUAUCUUUGUGUGUUGUUUUGUGUUUGUCUAUAUUUUAACUGUACAUGGGAAGAAAAGUCUGUUGUAAAUAAGUCACUAAAGCCAUAGAUGCUUUCUUAAACCUAACAAACAAAAAAAACAAAAAAAAAAAAGAUUUUUUUAAAAA